Sphaerodactylus townsendi is the source of this 1750-nucleotide messenger RNA. RefSeq names its product zinc transporter 1-like. Bases 315 to 1550 code for a protein of 411 amino acids. Gene Ontology annotation, cellular component: endoplasmic reticulum; Golgi apparatus; membrane. Gene Ontology annotation, biological process: detoxification of zinc ion; zinc ion transmembrane transport; intracellular zinc ion homeostasis. The record is from RefSeq and is a predicted model, not a curated record. NCBI's taxonomy places the organism in Eukaryota, Metazoa, Chordata, Lepidosauria, Squamata, Sphaerodactylidae. The transcript is spliced from 2 exons. Gene Ontology annotation, molecular function: zinc ion transmembrane transporter activity; calcium channel inhibitor activity.
GCCAUUCGGAGUGCAAAACUUCAGCCAAGAGCAAAAACUUGGAAGAGGCAGCAGGGCAGAGGCCAGCAAGGAGGGCCAGAGAACGAGGCAACUUGCAAGAGUAGGCAGAGCCCAGGCUGAAAGUGGACACAGGCACGGAGAAGAGUCGCUGGGAAGUGGAAAAGGAUUGGUGGGAGAUUGGGCUACAAGAAGGUAUUCCAAAGGUGCACCUGGUGCGACGAAGAAACAGACCAAGACUGAGGAUCACAGCAGAGACGUGAAACAGAAGGGGCAGCCAGGACUGGAAGCUGGUUGGACAGAAGAGAAAAGCACCGAUGGGAUUCUGGACUGGCGUGGGGUCCCUGUGGACUUGGGGCUCAACAGGUUGGCCGGCUGGCCAUUUCUGUCUUUCCGUCUCCCUCUUUGUGGUGGAGGUGGUUGCAAGCCGGGCCACCGGGUCUCUCCUCUUGCUUUCUUGCUCCUUCCAUACCCUGGCAGGUGCCUUGGCUCUAGGGGUAGCCUUGGCGGAUGGCUGGCUGGCCACGGAAAGCUGCCCCCGUGAGAGGAACACCUUUGGGUGGGCACGAGCAUGGGUAACAGGCACCCUGCUCAGCACUGUGUUCUUGGGUGCCCUGAGCUUGGUCCUCAUCCCUGAGGCAUUCCGCAGGGUAGCUGAGCCGCAAGUCACAGAGCAUGCACUGGUGCUGAUGGGCAUUGGAGCAGUGGGAAUCCCUAUUCACCUGGCCAGGACAGAGUCACAUGAAAUACACCACCUGGCACCUGGCUCGAGACCCUGCUGUAGCAGAAAAGCCACGCAGAUUGACAGCUCUGCCCAGGAGAUGGAAGAUCUUCUGGGGAAUGAAUCCUCACCCAAGAAUUGGCUCUGGUUAGAGGAAACCACAGACUCCAACUGUGCGUCACCUGCGGACAAGCCUGGACUGUGGCGAGCCCUUUGCUUUGCCUGGAUGGUGCCCUGUCUAGGACCCGCAGCUGUACUUCUGUAUUCACUCACUCUUCACAUCCUGUGGACUCCGUGUCUGGGUCAUGCGCUCUGCUUCAGGCACUGCACUGGACAGCCGUGUCAGGUCUGGCCUCCUGCUGAGCCUCUCCCACACGCACAGGCCCCUUGCUGGCUGCUCUACCUGGACCCUGGGCUCGCUGUGGCCGUGGCCGUAGCCCUGCUGCUCUUGGUGUGGCCAGCCUUCCGUGGUUCUGCCCUGGUGCUCCUGCAGGCUGUUCCGGAGGACCUGGAUUUGCAGCUGCUAGAACUGCGCCUGCGCAGCACAGAAGGUGUGGCCGCUGUGCGGGAGCUCUAUGUUUGGCAGCUGGAUGGCCCAGGCAGUUUGGUGGCCACGGCCCAGAUAUACUGCUUCAACACUGCUGCCUUUGAGGCUGUGAUGGAGCGGGUCCAGCGAGUCUUCUGCGAGCAUGGCAUCCAUGCAGCCACGGUGCAGCCUGAGCUCAGCGCUUACCAGGGUGGGGAAUCCCACAGAGGGUGCAGCCAGGCCCUAUGCAAGAGGGACCUGGCCCCCUGCCCUAAGCAGGUAAUGGAGUACGAGACCACAGUCUAAGUGUGGCAGACUGCCCCCUGAAAGGCAGGUGGGGAGGAAGGAAAGUGAUGUGGUUUGUUCCACAAUGCCACAAUCACCCACCUUGUGAACAAGCUGGGGCUUAGAGUUCUAAAAUUACGACCAAUCUCCAGACUACAGAGAUCAGAUCCUCUACAGGAAAGGACAGCUGCAGAUGGCAGGCUCUAUGGUAUACCACAGCG